Messenger RNA from Phlebotomus papatasi, 2523 nucleotides. It is a transcript of the gene fat-spondin, whose product is annotated as spondin-1. Gene Ontology annotation, molecular function: serine-type endopeptidase inhibitor activity. Gene Ontology annotation, cellular component: extracellular matrix. NCBI's taxonomy places the organism in Eukaryota, Metazoa, Arthropoda, Insecta, Diptera, Psychodidae. Gene Ontology annotation, biological process: cell adhesion. The record is from RefSeq and is a predicted model, not a curated record. Bases 122 to 2443 code for a protein of 773 amino acids. The transcript has 7 exons.
GCGACUAUGGAGCUCGAGGCCGCAAGAUGCCUCAAGAGAAGAUGCUAAUUGGUGAGCCUGGAGGCGUCAAUUGAGAUUAUCUCUCGUGCUCUCAGCAGUUGUGUUCCGUAAAUCGCCAGAAAUGGUCCUCAAGGGGAUUUUCUUGCUAGUUUUUGUGCUUUUUGUGGCUCAGGAGGUGUCAGGAUGUCGAAAAGUGCCACCAUUUGAGAACUACAGUCGCCGGACGAGGGGUGACAAUGGGUAUCGGUUGAUAAUUGGUGGGGAACCCAAUGGAUAUGAACCUGGGAAGAUUUACAAUCUCUUUUUGCUGGGAUCUCGAACACAUUUGCGUUUGCAGCAAUUCACGCACUUUAUGCUCAGUGUUCAGGCUUCUUCCACUCCAAAUCUCAACACUGCCAUCUUCUCCAUGGCCAGUCCCAAGAGAGUUGGACGCUUCCAGCUCUUUGGUGAUUCCCUGACCACAUUCAAUGAGAAGUGCGUGAAUACAGUUUCAGAAGCCGAUGAUUUGCCCAAGACCGAAAUUCAGGUCAUGUGGGUGGCUCCUGCUUCGGGAUCUGGAUGUGUAGCUCUCUCAGCGAUGGUGUACGAGAAUCAAGAAUCAUGGUUCUCGGACGACGGAGGUCUCACAAAGAUUAUCUGCGAGGGAAAACCCACAAGGCAGUCAAUUGCUGGCGAAUGCUGUGCUUGCGAUGAUGCCAAAUACAAUUUUGUCUUCCAGGGCAUUUGGUCCAAUGAAACUCAUCCCAAGGAUUAUCCUUUUGCCGUGUGGCUCACGCACUUUUCCGACGUAAUUGGAGCCACUCAUGAGACAAAUUUCUCAUUUUGGGGAGAGAAUCACAUCGCAACGGAUGGAUUUAGGAAUCUAGCUGAAUGGGGAUCAGUGCGCUCGUUGGAAGUGGAAUUGCGAGCUAAAGGUUCCAAAUUGAGGAGUCUCAUUAAGGCAGCUGGUCUUUGGUAUCCAAAUGUGAAUACUAACACAUCAUCCCAUUUCCGUGUUGAUCGGAAACAUCCCAAAAUGUCUUUAGUUUCGAUGUUUGGACCCUCACCGGAUUGGGUGGUGGGUGUCAAUGGUCUCAAUCUCUGCCAGGAAGAUUGCUCAUGGAAGGAUUCUCUGAACAUUGAUCUAUUCCCCUGGGAUGCAGGAACGGAUAAUGGAAUUACUUAUAUGUCUCCAAAUUCUGAGACUCAACCAAGGGAGAGAAUGCAUAGAAUCACUACGAUGUAUCCGGAAGAUCCACGUGCACCAUUCUACAAUCCCACUGGCAAGGAAAUGGUCCCACUGGCUAAGCUGUACAUCAGGAAGGAGAGAAAUAUUCCGCGUGGAUGCGAUGAUGAAUUCCUCCAGGCUCAAUUGGAUGUUUCAGAGAACACGGAAGAGACAUCUAGGCCAGAGUGUGAGACAACAGGAUUCUCCGAGUGGACUCCUUGCUCUGUGACUUGUGGAAAGGGUAUUCGUAUGAGAAAUCGUCAGUAUAGGAAUCCAGAGAAGGCUUCCAUGUUUCAGUGCAAUCGUCAAUUGGUGUCCAAGGAGAUGUGCGUGGCUGACAUUCCUGAAUGCGAAGGUGGAACGAGUGAGGAUGAUGAGGAUGAAAAUUUAGGAGCAGUAGCGCCUUCGGUUGAUGAUGAUGGCGAAGGAGUUGGAGUCUGUCGAACAACAUCCUGGUCUUCCUGGUCAGAAUGCACAGCUUCGUGCGGGGUAGGCAUCUCGAUGAGGACACGUUCCUUCAUUGACCACAAAGGCAGGAAGAAGUGUCCUCAUAUCACAAUUGUGGAGAAGCAGAAGUGCAUGAUGCCUGAAUGUUCACUCUCUGACAUUGAGAUUCCCGAUCCAAUGUGUCCAGUUACACAAUGGAGCGACUGGAGUCCUUGCAGUGCAACUUGUGGGAGUGGAUUGAAAGUGAGAACUCGACUCUUCCUCGGAGAACCUUCCCUCAAGCAAAAAUGCGAAUCCCGUCUGCAAAUGGCGCAGAGCAGGAACUGUACUGAUCGUCCAGAUUGUAUUCUUGACCCUCAAAUCGCUAGAGAGGUUUGCCUUCUUUCUCUCGAUGCUGGCCCCUGCCGUGGCGCUUUUACGCGCUAUGGCUAUGUCCAGGAGAAUGGUAGGUGUUCCCCCUUCACCUAUGGAGGCUGCCGUGGAAACCAGAACAAUUUUGCAGCCAUUGAGGACUGUCAGAGAUCUUGUGAAUCCCUGAGAUUAUCUGCUAUUGCUCAGGAGUCCACAUCAACUGCAAGAACGACGGCGGAAUUAACAACUCCUGACCCUGGCAGCUUGCCUGUCGACUGUGUUCUCUCUGAAUGGACACCAUGGUCUCCUUGCAAUGUGUCCUGUGGCUCAGGACACAGUGAGAAGCGCAGAUUUAUUAUCCAGGAAGGUCUCAACGGCGGAGCUGAGUGUCCUAAGCGCGUAAUAAAGCGAAAGCGCUGCAUACGCCCAGAAUGCUAAAGAAUCAUGUUAUCUCUAUGCAUUUGUUACUUAUCUAUAAAUUCUGAAAGGAAAAUAAAUGGGUUUUUCCAAGGAAACAA